Messenger RNA from Camelina sativa (false flax), 748 nucleotides. The record is from RefSeq and is a predicted model, not a curated record. NCBI's taxonomy places the organism in Eukaryota, Viridiplantae, Streptophyta, Magnoliopsida, Brassicales, Brassicaceae.
CAUCUCUAUUUAAGUCUUUGUAUAUAAUCUCUUUUAAGGAAUUAAGGAUUAUUAACAGUUUCCCUCCUUGUAGUUACUUUACAGGUAUCUGAUUAUGAUUGUCUAAAAUAUCUACCUUUCAGGUCCAGAAUGUGACAGCUCCAUAUAUAAUGAAAUGUGACGAUGACACAUUCAUCAGAGUGGAAUCAAUUUUGAAACAAAUCGAUUGAGUCUCUCCGGAAAAAUCACUCUAUAUGGGAAAUCUAAAUCUUCGACAUCGUCCUCUUAGAACUGGCAAGUGGGCAGUUACAUGGGAGGAGUGGCCAGAAGCUGUCUACCCUCCUUACGCCAAUGGACCCGGAUACAUAAUUUCAAUCAACAUUGCUAAAUAUAUUGUUUCUCAGAAUUCAAGGCAAAAGCUUAGGCUGUUCAAGAUGGAAGAUGUGAGCAUGGGAAUGUGGGUGGAGAAAUUCAACGCCUCAAUGCAGCCUGUUGAAUACUCACACAGCUGGAAGUUUUGCCAAUACGGAUGCACACUGAACUACUACACUGCACAUUACCAAUCUCCGAGUCAGAUGAUAUGCUUGUGGGAUAAUUUGUUGAAAGGCCGAGCACAAUGUUGCAAUUUCAGAUGACCAAAAUGAAGCACUGGUAGGGAGAUAACAGGAUUACAGAUUAGGCACCACCUAAACUUUUUUGUACUUUUCCUCUUUGGUGCCAGUAGUUGUCUUACACAUUUACACAUUCAACAUAACAAUAUCUUCUUGUA